This is a messenger RNA of Xylona heveae TC161, 320 nucleotides long. RefSeq lists its product as hypothetical. The transcript has a single exon. The coding region runs from base 99 to 272 and encodes 57 amino acids. NCBI's taxonomy places the organism in Eukaryota, Fungi, Ascomycota, Xylonomycetes, Xylonales, Xylonaceae. The record is from RefSeq and is a predicted model, not a curated record.
CAUCGCAUUUGCUCUCGCCAUUUGCUUUUCCAACAUUUUCCUUUUUUUUUCCCCCUGCGCGUCAAAAUUAAUUUUUAAUCCCAAAAUUGCACGCCUCGAUGGACGUCUCGAGGCUUCUUCUAGCUAGCUUGCUUUGCAUUUUAUACCCAACACAGCGGAGGUCACUUGGCUUAUUGCCUCUACUCAUUGCUUUUUUGGCCUCUUUAUCUGGUCCCAUUUUACCUUUUCUUAGCUUAAUCGCACUAUACUAUCCUCAUUUAUUCAUAUCAUGAAUUGACUCACGUCAUUACAAUUUAUGUAUCAAGUAUCAAGUAUCAAGU